Messenger RNA from Ctenocephalides felis (cat flea), 1671 nucleotides. RefSeq names its product trafficking protein particle complex subunit 12. Gene Ontology annotation, molecular function: protein binding. The coding region runs from base 58 to 1584 and encodes 508 amino acids. The transcript is spliced from 9 exons. Lineage: Eukaryota; Metazoa; Arthropoda; Insecta; Siphonaptera; Pulicidae. Gene Ontology annotation, cellular component: Golgi apparatus; TRAPP complex. The record is from RefSeq and is a predicted model, not a curated record.
GGUACAGGAAACAUAUUUUAGCUAAAUUAGAAUAUGAACAUCUUUUAAAUAAUUAACAUGGAUAUUCAAAAAGAAGUUAACAAAAGAAAUAAACAGGUACCAUCAAUAAGCAAAUAUUUCAGUACAUCAGCCGAUGCAGGAACAAUCUUUGAUGAAAUUACAUCUAACCCAUCAUUCCAAUCCGAAUCUUUUUCAAAUCCAACAAAUAUAUUCGGGCAAAAUGUUUCUUCUCUCAAUGAAAGUAUUAUGAAAACUCUGAAUGAAGAUAAUAUUCAUUCACCUGAUUUGAUGAUGAUUCCCAAUGUGAAUGCUAAUGUUAUAAUUGAGUCUGAUCGCAGACGAGAGGCUUGGCCCUGUAAUAAUGAUGAUACUCAACUUACUCUUCCUGGUGUGACUAUACAAGAUGAUUUAAGUGAUCCUAUCGAAGAAUUGGUUGCCCGUCAUUUAGGAGGUGAAAAUUUGCAAAGAAAUUUACUUACUCAUGCUGAUGUUACUCAAGAUGAAAGGGGAAUAAGAAAAUUGAUUGAAGCUAAGUGUUACAGAGCUGCUAUUAAUCUAACAAGUAGGCUGCUAACAGUGUAUGGACAAGGCUAUGGAAAAUUAGGACAACCAGCAAAGCAUUCUCCACAUUCGUUACAACUUUGGUUCACCAGAAUAGCACUGUUAGCAAAGAUAGGAUUAUUUAGUGUGUGCAAAACUGAAGCUGAUGCUUUCGGGUUGUUGGAGCGAAGAGAUAUAUUUUUCCAACAUUAUUCUGGUCUGUAUGAAAAUAAAGUAGGAUCCAUGGCUAGUUUUUCAUUUCGCUUAUUACUAGCAGAACUUCCAUCUCAUUGGCAGAAACCAAAGGAAUCACUAGAUCGAUUAUACAAAAUAUUAGCUGUUAUAAGAAAGAUACUUCAGAACUUAAACAAUAAUUUGAAUGAAUAUGGUGCAGCUACACCAGUUUUAUCAAAUGAAGACAGAGAAGAAUCUAUUAGGUUGUGGACAACACGAGAAGCUAGAACAUUACAUUCUGUCAUCAAUUCUGCCUUGAUGUUGAAGAAUUAUAGCCUAGCCACUCAAAUUUUAACGCGAUUAACAAAAUCAACUUGUUGGGGAGCUGCGCAUCGUUGCGCCUUACAUUCAGUUUAUGGACGUGUAUUGCUUCAGUUAGGAGAUAUAUUGGGAGCUGAAAAACAGUUUUCUAUAAGUAGACUUUUAAAACGUGAUCCAGAUGCUCCUGAUUUGCGCGAAAUGAUUGAUAAAGGACUUGUUGCAGUUGCUCAAAAUUCAUUGCAAGAAGCUUUUAUCAUAUUUCAAAAGGCUUUAUCAUUGGAUCCUACAAAUAUAAUGGUACUAAAUAACAUGGGUGUUGUUUUAUUGUAUUCUGGUAAAGUAAAAGAAGCCAUAGCAUUACUUGAAAAGGCAAUUAACACAAAUCCUGUAAGAGGUUUAAAUGAAAAUUUAUUAAUAAAUUUAUGUACAUUAUAUGAGUUGGAAUCAUCACACUCUAAAACUAAGAAGAUUUCAUUGCUACGCCAAAUUAAUAAUCUUAAUUUUGAUAUGACAGGACCAGUUCACAUGUGUUUGAAGCUACCAGUAUAGUAUAAAGAAAAUGAUACUUUUAUUUCCAUAUUCAAAGUUUCACGUGAUUGCUACUUUUGUUGUUAAUUUUAUAAUUAUUUAAUAUAU